AACUAGGGUCUGGGGAGGGUGUGUCCGCGAACUUUACCCCUGCUCAAAAGUAGAGAGGUUGUUUCCAAGAGACUCCUAGCUCAAACACGGAACCACAUACAAAGUAAACAUCGUAGCACUAACAAAGUAAGAGCACCGAGACAAGAAGCACACAUACCGCAAUUAGCCACUAGAUCCAAAGCACAGGAAGUAAACAAGCACAAACUACAGACUAAGGAUACAAACCCAAUGCAUCCUAUUGAAAUUUUGGAUCAUCUUAGGAAAUCCAUUGGAUCUAAAGGACAGAUUGUUCAUGUUGAACAGAUCAAUGCUAGGAAUGCCACUUUUGUAGAGAUUCCACAUGAACUUUCAGAGUGUACCCAGGUUGCAUUGAGAAAUAUUGGAAUUACUAGGUUAUAUAGUCACCAGGCUGAGUCGAUUCAAGCAUCUCUUGCUGGCAAAGAUGUAGUGGUGGCGACGUUGACAUCCAGUGGAAAAUCUCUUUGCUACAACCUUCCUGUUCUUGAAGUACUAUCAUACAAUUCAUUAGCAUGUGCACUUUACCUUUUUCCGACUAAGGCUCUUGCACAAGACCAACUGAGAGCUUUAUUGAGCAUGACAAAUGAGUUUGAUCUUAACCAAAACAUUGGUGUGUAUGAUGGAGACACGUCACAGUCAGAUAGGAUAUGGUUACGCGAAAAUGCUAGAGUGGUAUUGCAGUAAUAUUUAAUUGUUCAUGUAGCAAAAUUGUUAUUUAUGUUCUUAUGGCCUUCCAGUAAGUCUCAAGGUCUCUUCAUCCCAAUCACUUCCUCCAUCCAUGUGUGUGAAUACUGAACUCUUCAUUUGCCAAUGUGUAGUUGAUCACAAAUCCAGAUAUGUUACAUAUGUCUAUCUUGCCAUUCCAUGGACAAUUCAGCCGGAUCCUUUCUAAUCUAAGGUUCGUCAUUUUAGAUGAAGCUCAUGCUUAUAAGGGUGCUUUUGGCUGUCAUGUCGCUCUUAUUUUGAGAAGGCUUCGUCGACUCUGCUCUCAUGUGUAUGGUAGCAAUCCUUCUUUUGUAUUUUCCACUGCCACUUCGGCGAACCCUGCUGACCACACUAAGGAACUUGCAAAUCUGCCAGCAGUUGAGUUGAUUCAGAAUGAUGGUAGUCCUUCUGGUCCAAAAACAUUUGUUCUCUGGAAUCCUCCAGUGUGUCUAAAAACAGUUACAAAGAAAUGUAAGGGUACUAAUGCUAUGAAUUCUACUGAUAGAAAUAGAAGUGUUGUUGCUGGAAGAUCAAGUCCUAUGAUGGAGGUAUCAUACAUUUUUUCCGAAAUAGUGCAGCAUGGGCUUCGUUGUAUUGCAUUUUGCAAAACACGCAAACUUUGUGAGCUUGUCUUAAGCUACACACGCGAGAUACUUAAGGAAUCAGCACCUCACUUAGUAGACGCUAUUGGUGCUUACCGAGGGGGAUAUGUUGCUGAGGAUAGGAGAAGGAUUGAACAAAAAAUUUUUCAGGGUAAGAUGUGUGGUAUUGCUGCUACGAAUGCUCUCGAGCUGGGAAUCGAUGUUGGACACAUUGAUGUCACUUUACAUCUAGGCUUUCCGGGUAGUAUAGCUAGUCUAUGGCAACAAGCUGGAAGAUCAGGAAGAAGGGGAAAUCCAUCAAUCGCUCUAUAUGUUGCUUUUGGAGGGCCUUUGGAUCAAUAUUUCAUGAAGCUCCCAACAAAACUUUUUAGGAGUCCAGUUGAAUGUUGUCAUAUUGAUGCGAAUAACCCACAGGUGCUUGAACAGCAUGUGGCUUGUGCUGCUUUUGAACACCCUCUAAGCUUGCAUCAUGACGAGAAGUAUUUUGGUCCUGGACUGGAAUCUGCAGUAAUGACCCUAAAAAAUAAGGGAUAUCUGAAUACUGACAUGUCACGCAAUGUUAGUGCUAGAAUUUGGAGCUACAUUGGGCCUGAGAAAAUUCCUUCAAAUAUUGUAAAUGUUCGAGCAAUUGAAAUAGAACGGUACCAAGUAAUUGACAAGCAAAAGAAUGAAGUUCUAGAAGAAAUUGAAGAGAGUAGGGCAUUUUUUCAGGUUUAUGAAGGGGCUGUUUAUAUGAACCAAGGAAAGACCUAUCUUGUGAAGGACAUGGAUUUAUCAAGUAAAAUUGCUUGGUGCCAGGAAGCAGACCUGAAGUAUUACACAAAAACCCGUGACUAUACUGACAUUCAUAUUGUUGGGGGUAACAUUUCAUAUCCACCGAGGAAUUCUAAUAUCCAGUUCGCAAGAACAACUGCACAAGCACAAUUCUGCAGAGUUACCACUACAUGGUUCGGCUUCCGUCGAAUAUGGAAGAAAAGCAACCAAGUCUUUGACACCAUUGAACUGUCACUUCCAAACUACUCUUAUGAGUCCCAGGCUGUCUGGGUUCCAGUCCCUGCGGCAAUAAAGAAAACAGUUGAUGCCUUAAGUUAUUCAUUUCGAGGAGGUUUACAUGCUGCUUGCCAUGCUGUUCUUAAUGUAGUUCCUUUGUUUAUAAUUUGCAAUGCAUCUGACAUAGCUUCGGAGUGUGCAAACCCUUAUGAUGCACGUUGUGUUCCAGAUAGAAUUUUACUUUAUGAUCCACGCCCGGGCGGAACUGGGAUUGCAGCGCAGGUUCAACCUGUAUUUACCGAGCUUUUGACUUCCGCCUUGGAACUUCUCACAUCCUGUCAUUGCUCCGGUGAUGCUGGUUGCCCUAAUUGUAUACAAAAUAUUAUUUGUCAAGAAUAUAAUGAGGUUCUACACAAGGAUGCAGCCAUAAUCAUACUUAAGGGUGUUAUCAAGGCAGAGCAACUAUGUGCAUAGUAACUGUGUUUUGCCGAAUCAAAUUUGCUGACUCUUGUUUCCAGGACUGGGUUGGAAUUCACUUGUCAAUUCAUUCAUUACCAAAUACAUGUGUUUGAAGUUUAAACAUUACUCCGAUCAGGGCUGGGAAUUUUACAAGUUAAAUUUCUUAAUAAUCUUAAGAAACAAAUGUAAAGUAUGCGUUGAAUUAUAGUGUGUAAUCCCAAGUGUUUUGAUUAAGGGUACAAUCUUGUUCCUCAUACUUUGACUUCUUG
Molecule: messenger RNA, 3043 nt
Organism: Cuscuta campestris
Lineage: Eukaryota; Viridiplantae; Streptophyta; Magnoliopsida; Solanales; Convolvulaceae
Source: the annotation of a GenBank genome assembly